Cadophora gregata is the source of this 4487-nucleotide messenger RNA. RefSeq lists its product as uncharacterized. Gene Ontology annotation, molecular function: phosphate transmembrane transporter activity. The transcript has 6 exons. Gene Ontology annotation, biological process: phosphate ion transport; transmembrane transport. The coding region runs from base 2307 to 4487 and encodes 726 amino acids. Gene Ontology annotation, cellular component: membrane. NCBI's taxonomy places the organism in Eukaryota, Fungi, Ascomycota, Leotiomycetes, Helotiales, Ploettnerulaceae. The record is from RefSeq and is a predicted model, not a curated record.
AGUGGAGAUCCGAUUAUCUUCUUCAUGUAAUCACCAUAUAUUCUCAUUCUUUCGCAUUUAAAGCUUAUCAUACCCCAUGGGUGUGUAUGAGUGAUCAUUGUGAUGACCAUCCUUUUCCAACUCUAAACUUAUCAAGUGUCAUGCUCUUGUUUGUUUAAGUAGGGGGACUGAGGAUUGGGGUGUUUAAAUAUACCGUUCCUAGAAUUGAAUUCACCAUAGUAGUUCAAACUUCCAAAUUAUCAUCGUGUUUUAGCGUGGCAUCAAAGUCUUCGCCUUGAGUAACAUAUUUCUCGAACAGUUCAUUUAACCUGAGAUUCACAUCCGUCUCAGCCCCACACCUUCCAAGGAUCCGUGAUGCUGACGCUAUUGGGGACAAAAGUUUCGUGAUUCCAACGAAUAUAAGACAUAUCAGACCUGUUUCUGUAUCCUAUGCCGAAGCAAAAAUCAGCUCAGAACAGCAAGAAACUUUUUUCAUGUGCACUUGAUACAAUCGAAAAGAAGAUGCCGAGAACAAUAAAACAUCCAAUUGAUAGUAACAAACCUUGGACAACAAACCUCAAAACGCGACCUGGAGCAGAUGAAGAACAAUCUACAUGCCUGGGGAUAAGAAGGCUGGGUCUUAUGACUCCUGCCAAUAAGUGAAGUCAAGACCCAAGAUGUCAAGCAAAUCUUGGAAUCUCUUCGCAAGGCUUUUGAUAAAAGGUCAAGAGAUCAAAGAGCUUGGACAGAAAACAAACAGCACCAAAUCCGACCCCGGCCCCCCCACGCGAGCGCUUCGUUCGGCAAGUAAAAUCAUCAUCAUCACCAAAGCUUCCAGCAAGUAACUUCCCGACAAAACCAACGUCAAAACAAAUAUCUGAUCAUGUUGUAGUACAGGCUGCAGGCUUCUCACUCCUUCGCCCGGGACAUUUUAUUUACGCAUAACCCAGCCGGGGACGUCAAGUUUGAUCUUCGUGCACACGCCUCCUCCACACCUCGAGUUUCGUUUUCGUCCCAGGGCGUUUUCGAUCGCCUUUGUGCCUCUGGCCCUCUGCUCUUCUGUCCAUCACGCUGCAGGGACAGGGAUUGACAAGCCCGACUUCACUUCAGCCCAUCAGCACUGCGGGUCACCGCACGUGGGAGAUCAACUCGCUUGUGGCCCCUCUCGCCCAGCUCGCCCAGCUCGCCCAGCAAAAGAACAAAAGUGCAUGGCGGACUCGGCGGACUGGGCGUUCUUGGAGACGAUGCUCUGGAUUCGGAUGUGUGAUAUCGUCGAGAAGGAUGUGUUACUUUCAGGUGAUGGGUGGUACUUAUGUUCUGGGCUGGGACGGGACGGAAUUGGUGGGCCGAACAAAACGUGCUCGCUUUUGACGCUGCUGGGGUUAGGAGAAGGAAUAUGCCUGGGAUUCAGGGGGGGAGGGGGAGGGGGAGGGGGAGGGGGAGAAGAGAAACACACGGACUGAGUCCCUCGUGGUUGCAUUGCGCGAGACUACAGGCAGGUUCGGCCCGCGAAACUGUCAGUCUACAGUACCAAUAUCUGAUGGACAGGGAAGGGAGUAUCGUACACAGGUGACCGGCACUCCCUCUGACGCCCGGGUUUGAGGAUAUGCAAACUUUACGCUUUCUGUCACAUUUUCCUGUUGAUAUCAAGAUAUCAUUCGUCCUUCGAUUGUGAAAGACUUUAUUAUUGAGUGGCCCCACCAGACAGAAGAACAGAAACGAUCACCACCUCCAUGACCCGGGGGAGAGGUACCCUUCUUCCACCCCACCAGGACGUGCGAAAUCGUGCCACUCGAUUCUUCGGCUUGCUUGACAGCCCGGCCUAGUCUCCAAACAUCUCCCCCUUGACGCCACCAGGGAGGCGGGAUGCAAGUGGGGUGAAGCUGGAGACGACCCUUCUCUUCCCUGAGGUACUUCAAUGUCAACGUCCGACCUUCCGACCUGAUCGACAUCAACGUCAAUCCAACCCACCACAGUGAUAUCGAGUAUCUCGAAGAGUGCAUCUGGACAUCUCUCCGCUCUCGAGCGCAAGCACGCUCUCAUGGCUGCCUAGACGGAGAGCCCAUGCUGUGCAGCAUACAUGCAUCUGUCUGUCAGCCCGUCAGCAAACCCGGUCCUACCUGAAUCUCGUGUGAACCUUUAAGCCUUAUCACGACUCAAUCCACUUCAACGUCACGAAGUCUCAAUUGUUUCAUAUAGCUCUGGCCUUAGGUAUCUGAGAAUUAUUAUAUCGAUCCGAGCAACUGUACCCAGUUAAUCCGGAGAGGACAUUUUGGAAGGUAGCGAGGUCACUUCAAACUCCUUGCUCGCGAGGCUGCACCACUCCGAUGGACUACCUUCCGGAGCCUGCGAUCCCAGUGAACCUCCCUCGGACCACGGGAGGCAAUGCUGCCUUCCACAAUUUCCACAAUGACUAUUCACAUAUUCAAGAUCCGAAUUUGAGGAGGAGGUUGGCGCUUUCUGAAAUUGACAAAGUUCCAUUCGGGUGGUAUCAUGUACGGGCAGUCACAGUAGCAGGGAUAGGAUUUUUCACAGACUCCUACGAUAUCUUUGCAAUCAACCUCGUCACUUCGACCCUUGGAAUGGUAUUUUGGCAAGGCCCGCCAACACCCGGAUCGAAUUCUGGAGGAAACUAUGGCGUCUUACCAAUGAACGUCAACACGGCAAUCAAAGCAGCAACUUCGGGAGGGGCGGUUAUUGGCCAAAUGGGCUUUGGUUGGCUUGCUGAUGUGGUUGGACGGAGAAAGAUGUAUGGAAUUGAACUGGCUAUUAUCAUUACAGCGACUCUUGCCCAAAGCUUGGCGGCUCCAAGUCAGGCCGUGACGAUGACAGGACUACUGAUAUUCUGGAGAGUGGUAAUGGGAAUUGGGAUUGGAGGAGACUAUCCAUUGAGUGCUGUUAUUACUUCUGAAUUCGCCCCUACACGCUGGAGAGGUGCUAUGAUGGCAGCAGUGUUCUCAAUGCAAGGUGCUGGGCAAUUCGCUGCAGCUUUAGUUGCACUUGUCACAACCAUGUGCUUCAAAGGCUCUUUCAUCAAUACCGGAACAGCCUUUUCAACAUGUCACACCGCCUGUCAACUUGCCGGAGAUCGAUCAUGGCGCAUCAUCAUCGGAUUCGGUGGUCUCCCCGCAAUAUUCGCACUUUACUACCGCAUCACCAUCCCCGAAACGCCUCGCUACACAUUCGAUAUCAAACACGACAUUGAGAAAGCCCAUGCCGAUAUCAAAGCAUACAUGAACAACCAGAAAGAAGGAGAUGUCGAUCCCAUCUCCCAAGAACAGACUAAGCAAAGAAUCGGCCAUAAAUUAAUCGCACCACGCGCAUCCUGGCGAGACGUGUGGGGCUACUUCUCACAGUGGAAGAACUUCAAAGUAAUCUUCGGCACAACCUCUGCCUGGUUCUUUCUUGACCUGGCAUUCUACGGUCUCAGUCUGAACAAUAGCAUUGUGUUAAAUGUGAUCGGGUACACACAUGGCAGCACAAUCUACCACACCCUCCUCAACACCGCCAUCGGCAACCUGAUCCUCGUUUGCGCAGGCUCCUUACCAGGCUACUGGCUCUCCGUCCUAACCAUCGAUACAAUCGGUCGCAAAACAAUCCAAAUCAUGGGUUUCUUCCUCCUUACCGUCAUCUUCGUCAUAAUAGGUUUCGCCUACGACUCCCUCACCGAAGGCGGUCUCCUCGCCCUGUACAUCCUCGCCCAACUAUUCUUCAACUUCGGCCCAAAUACCACCACGUUCAUCAUUCCCGGCGAAUGUUUUCCCACGCGGUAUCGCUCAACGGGCCAUGGUCUUUCUGCAGCCUGUGGAAAAAUAGGCGCUAUCAUCGCGCAGGUCAUUGCUCAACCUCUUCUUUCUAAAGGUGCAGCGAAGGACUGUGUGGGUAAACACUGCGCGCCGUGGUUGAACCAUCUCAUGCAGAUCUUCGCGCUGUUCAUGCUCUGCGGCACAAUCGUCUCUUUCCUAGUGCCUGAAACUAAAGGUCGCACACUCGAAGAACUCGCUGGCGAAGGAGGUCCAGCAAGAGGAGGUGGCCUGCCUCUCGAUUCGCGGAGUAGUAGUGGUGGAUUAGUCUCUGGAGCUGGACCGUGGUGGAGUUGGAAGAGAUGGAAUCCUUUUAAGGGCGGCAAACCUGCUGGUUUCACUUAUGUCAAGAGUCCUAAUCUAGGACCUAGGAGUCCGGGCAUACUGGGGAAGAGGACCAGGGUGGGGAUUAUGACGAGUCCGGAGUUGUUGCCUAAGAGUGGUGCGGCGGCGGGGAGAUGGGGGAAGAGGAGUGGUGAGAAGGGGGAGGGAGGACAGGUGCAUGGGAGGGCGAAGAGUGAUGCGAGUGGGAAUGGGUAUAGUGUUAGUAUGGAGAGUCACGGCGAUGGGUAUGCUGGUGGGGGAGGUGCGCCUCCUGGAUGGGGAGCGGGGUGGGGUGUGCAGAGGGGGGAUGGGACGCCUGAGAGGAGGGAUGGGAGGGUGGAGAGUAUUAUGUUGAAUGAUGUUGGGAGAUUGUUGAAGUGA